ACACAACUGAGGGACUAACACUUUCACUGUACUUUUCUCAACAGAGGUGGCCUAACAGGGUGGAGCCUUAGAGUCAGGGUCCUGGCCCUGCCUCUUGAGUUGCUAGCUAGGCAACUAGAGGCAAGUUACUUAACCUCUCUGUUUUCCCAUGUAUAAAAUAGGUAUAUUCCCAGACUCUCCUCCACAGGGUUUUUCGAGGAUUCAGUGUGUGGUAAUACUAGGUACUUGAUAAAUGUAAACUGCUGUUAGUACUUAGCAAGUAAAGAAGGGGCUGCCCAGUUGUCUUACCCUUCUGACUUCUGAAGCAUGAGGUAGAACCAUCAAACCAAGCUCUCUCUUCUUGCCCUAGUGCGAUCAGUCUCUGGGUCUAAUCCCUCUGCCACCUCUCUGGAACCUCUUACCUCCUCUCCCUGCCCGAACUUCUGAGUAUCGGCCCACCUGAGGAGCCUUAUGACAGCCUGUACUCCGCAAACCUCCCCGACUUGUGAAGUGUGAUUCUGCCUCCUAGUACUUCCCCACAAGCCAGUUCAAGGCCAAGCCCAUUGCCAGAUGGCCAGGCAGCCCUGUGGGCUUAGACUUACGAACCACAGUGCUACUUCUGCCUGUGUUGUUGCCACUAGUCUAGAGGACUAGGAGGGCCCAAUUGGGUUCUUCAGGGUCACCUAUAUCAAGACCCUGGGAAAUACCCACCCUGGGCCUUAAAACUGGUGCUACCUAACCUUGAGAACAAUUCUUUCAGCACUUGAGGUCUUCAUAAGUGUUGGAUUCUCUCACAACCUAGGCAGCCCAUUCCACUCUGUUUUCGCCAAAGCCCACCACUUCCCAGAAGUCAUCUUCAUGGUUUCAGCUUCAUGCUGUUGACCGUUCCUUCCAGCCUGCUAUUACUCCUCAGUUGCCAUGGGAACCAGGGAUCCCCAACGCAGAGCCCAAAGGAUUGUGGGGAGAGGCUGAUGUGGCAGUCGAGGGCUUGGGGUUGACACCCAUAUUUACAGCCUGUGAAGCCCCCAGCUGACACUCUGGGCCCCAUUUGGGCACUGAUCACUGGGAACCUAAAGGUGAUGGGGGGGUAUUUCUGGUGCUCCAAGGGUCCUGGUGGAUCCCUGCAAAUGGCACCAGGACUGGGUGCUAGGAGUGUAAGAGCUCACCCCUGGGGGUAAAGCUGCACAGGCCGGCGUGGCCGUGGGUGACUGGGUGCUGAGUAUUGAUGGCGAGAACGCGGGGGGCCUCACACACAUCGAAGCCCAGAACAAGAUCCGUGCCUGCGGGGAGCGCCUUAGCCUCAGCCUCAGCAGGGCUCAGCCGGCUCAGAGCAAACAGCAGAAGGUGCAGACCCCUGACAAGUCAACAGCCGCUCCGACCGCUGGUCCCAGAUGCCAGCAAGCAGCGGCUGAUGGAGGACACAGAGGACUGGCGGCCGAGGCCUGGGACAGGCCAGUCCCGUUCCUUCCGCAUCCUCGCCCACCUCACGGGCACCGAGUUCAUGCAAGACCCGGAUGAGGAGCACCUGAAGAAAUCAAGCCAGGUGCCCAGGAUGGAAGCCCCAACCCCAGCCUCAGCUACACCCCAGGAACCCUGGCCUGGCCCUACCACCCCCAGUCCCACGAGUCGCCCACCCUGGGCUGUGGACCCUGCAUUUGCUGAGCGCUAUGCCCCGGACAAGACCAGCACGGUGCUGACCCGACACACGCAGCCGGCCACACCCACGCCUAUGCAGAACCGCACCUCCAUCGUGCAGGCCGCCGCUGGAGGAGGCCAUGGCGGGGGCGGUGGCAGCGACGGCAAGACUCCUGUGUGCCACCAGUGCCACAGGGUCAUCCGGGGCCGCUACCUGGUGGCGCUGGGCCACGCAUACCACCCUGAGGAGUUUGUGUGCAGCCAGUGUGGGAAGGUUCUGGAAGAGGGUGGCUUCUUCGAGGAGAAGGGGGCCAUCUUCUGCCCACCCUGCUACGAUGUGCGCUAUGCACCCAGUUGUGCCAAGUGCAAGAAGAAGAUCACCGGCGAGAUCAUGCAUGCCCUGAAGAUGACCUGGCACGUGCAUUGCUUCACCUGCGCGGCCUGCAAGACACCCAUUCGGAACAGGGCCUUCUAUAUGGAGGAAGGGGCUCCCUACUGCGAGCGAGACUAUGAGAAGAUGUUUGGCACAAAAUGCCGAGGCUGUGACUUCAAGAUUGAUGCUGGGGACCGCUUCCUGGAGGCGCUGGGCUUCAGCUGGCAUGAUACGUGCUUCGUGUGCGCAAUAUGUCAGAUCAACCUGGAAGGAAAGACUUUCUACUCCAAGAAGGACAAGCCCCUUUGCAAGAGCCACGCCUUCUCCCAUGUGUGAGCCCCUCCCACUCAUUGCUGCCCACCCCAGCCUACCCAACCCGAGGGGUUUGCUGAGUCUGGAACCAUCGCCCCAGAUUUCUGGGUAGGGCUAGCAAAAGUUGCCCCAACCCCAACUCCUGGCCUGAGCCUGGGGUCCCCUGGGCCCCACCCCCAUCACCUCCCCCCACUCCCUCCACCACCCCCGCACACUGGUGCUGGCCACACCGGCCCCUGCUCACGUCUAGUGCUAUAAUAAAUCUGUCUCCAGCUGCA
Molecule: messenger RNA, 2577 nt
Organism: Odocoileus virginianus texanus
Lineage: Eukaryota; Metazoa; Chordata; Mammalia; Artiodactyla; Cervidae
Gene: PDLIM7
Product: PDZ and LIM domain 7
Biological process (GO): actin cytoskeleton organization; heart development; muscle structure development
Cellular component (GO): stress fiber; adherens junction; filamentous actin
Molecular function (GO): muscle alpha-actinin binding; actin binding
Source: RefSeq, a predicted model, not a curated record